AUGUCAUCAAUUCUUAAGCAGAGAGUAAGAUAUGCUCCAUAUUUGCAAAAAUUGAGAAAGCCUGAGGAAUGCUUAGAGUUAUUCAAGUCAGGACAAUACCUUGGAUGGUCUGGGUUUACUGGUGUUGGAGCUCCCAAAGCAAUCCCAACAGCUUUAGCUGAUCAUGUCGAAAAAAACAAGUUGCAAGGACAGCUUGCGUUUAAUUUGUUUGUUGGUGCUUCAGCAGGGCCUGAAGAAAGCAGAUGGGCUGAAAACAAUAUGAUCUUGAGGAGGGCCCCACAUCAAGUUGGAAAGCCAAUUGCCGCCGCUAUUAAUGACGGUAGAACUGAGUUUUUUGACAAGCACUUGUCUAUGUUUCCUCAAGAUUUAACUUACGGUUAUUAUACUAGGUUUAAAGAUAAUGACUUGUUAGAUUACACAAUUAUUGAAGCAACAGCUAUAACAGAAGAUGGUUCAAUUGUUCCUGGUCCUGCUGUGGGUGGUUCGCCAGAAAUGUUAUCAGUUUCUGACAAAGUCAUUAUUGAACUUAACACAGCAACCCCUUCCUUUGAAGGAAUUCACGACAUUGAUAUGCCGAUAAACCCUCCUAAUAGACCACCUCUUCCUCAUACCUCUGUUGAUUACAAGACCGGUUUAACAGCUAUUCCAAUUGAUCCGUCUAAAGUUGUUGCUAUUGUCGAAUCGAAAACGAGGGAUAAGGUGCCUCCUAACACUCCAUCUGAUGAAUGUUCACAAAAUAUUGCUGGACAUUUAAUUGAAUUUCUUGAGCAUGAGGUCAAACUCGGAAGGAUGCCUGAAAAUUUACAUCCAUUGCAAUCUGGUAUUGGUAACAUUGCUAAUGCUGUUGUUGAAGGCUUGUCCGGCUCUAACUUUAAAGGUUUAAAUGUUUGGACCGAAGUUUUACAGGAUUCAUUUUUAGAUUUUUUCGAAUCUGGUUCCUUGAACUAUGCUACCGCUACCUCAAUUAGGUUAACGGAAGCUGGAUUUGAAAAAUUUGACGAAAAUUGGGAUCUUUUCACCAAGAAACUUUGCUUAAGAUCACAAGUAACUUCAAAUUCUCCAGAAAUUAUUAGAAGAUUGGGUGUUAUUGCUAUGAACACUCCGGUUGAGGUUGAUAUUUAUGCACAUGCUAAUUCGACCAAUGUGUUAGGAUCUAGAAUGUUGCAUGGAUUGGGUGGUUCAGGUGACUUCUUGAGAAACGCUAAAUUAUCAGUGAUGCAUACCCCGUCUGCUAGACCUACUAAAAAGGACCCGACGGGUCUUUCUUGUAUUGUUCCGUUUGCAUCUCACGUUGAUCAAACGGAACAUGAUUUGGAUGUAGUGGUGACUGAACAAGGUUUGGCUGACUUAAGAGGAUUAGCACCAAAGGAGAGAGCUAUAGAGAUAAUUAAUAAGACAGCUCAUCCUGAUUAUAAAGACCAAUUGUUAGAAUACUUUGAUAGGGCAACAUUUUUCUGUAAGAAAACCAAAUCAUUGCAUGAGCCACACAUUUUGAAGGAUGCCUUCAAAAUGCACAUCAACUUCCAAGAAAAUGGUACUAUGAAAUUGAAAUCUUGGGAUCAGAAAUUUUAA
Messenger RNA from Priceomyces carsonii, 1572 nucleotides. RefSeq names its product acetyl-CoA hydrolase (gene ACH1). Gene Ontology annotation, molecular function: acetyl-CoA hydrolase activity; acetate CoA-transferase activity. The record is from RefSeq and is a predicted model, not a curated record. Lineage: Eukaryota; Fungi; Ascomycota; Pichiomycetes; Serinales; Debaryomycetaceae. Gene Ontology annotation, cellular component: mitochondrion. Bases 1 to 1572 code for a protein of 523 amino acids. Gene Ontology annotation, biological process: acetate metabolic process. The transcript has a single exon.